GAUUGGGAGCGAUCCAUUAGUCAACAAGGUGGUUUCUUGAACAGCCAGAUACUGGUUGAGAAAGCACGACAAAUCUGGCCUCAAAUUCCCCAAUAUCGGCAUCUGCCAACCCCAGAGUUUAGUGUGGGCUGGCUUGCCAACUUCAAAAAGCGUCAUCAUAUACAAAAAAGGGCUCAUCACGGUGAAGCUUCAUCCACACCUCUCUCAGCUGCUGAAGAAAUGAAGAAUAUUCGAACAUUAUGUGGGGAAUAUAACGAAGAGGAUGUCUAUAAUAUGGAUGAGACAGGAUUGUUUUGGAGGAGAGCACCCUCAACUGGACUUUCAAGCAAUAGUCUGCCUGGUAUUAAGAAAGAUAAGACAAGGAUCACACUUGUUGCCUGUGUCAAUUGCACAGGAGCAGAUCGCCUUCCUUUAUGGAUCAUUGGCAACUCAAAGGUGCCUCGGUCUCUACGUGGAUUGAAUAUUCAAGCCCUUGGCGGUAUCUGGACAUCAAACAAGAAGUCUUGGAUGACAUCUCUUAUUAUGAAAGACUGGCUUCUUGCUUUCUAUGCUCAUAUUGGACGCCAGCGUUCAGUCCUUCUCAUAAUGGACAACUUCCCAGCUCAUAUUGGCGGUGUUGAAUUAGCACCACCACCAACCAACAUUAGGGUCCAAUGGUUGCCUUCAAACUCUACAAGCAUUUAUCAACCACUUGAUCAAGGCAUUCUCCAGAACAUGAAAGUGUAUUACAAGCGCAGAUGGUUGCACUACAUGAUUGAGCAAUAUGAGAUGCAACUUGAUCCACUAUCAACUAUUACAUUAAAUGACGCUGUCCACUGGAUUCUUUCUGCGUGGAAGCAUGAAGUGACAAAUACUACAAUCUAUAACUGCUUUCGAAAAAGUACGGUUAUCCAGCCACAGCUUCCAAAUCUACCAAGUGACCCUAUUCCAGAUUUGUCAACUCUAUACUGUGAAGUUCAGCGAACAGGCCAUAUUCAUGAAGCAAUAUCACUGGAAAACUUCCUUGAUCCUGUGGAGGAAAAUAUAGUUGAUAUGGGGGAGCCUGUUGAUCUUGAUUCUAUUAUUGCACUGCAUACACAAGAUACUACGAACUUCCCUGUUGAAGAGGAUCAAGGGGAUGAAGAAGAUAGUAUCAUAAUCCAGCCACCACCAACAGCUUUUCAAGCACUUCAGGCAAUCCGUACAGUGCUAAGGUUUCAAGAAUAUGCACCAAGUUCUCAGCAUGAAGAUAUCAAUGUACUACAGCGGUUAGAGCGCCAGUUGCAGCAGCAGGAACUGGAUUCGCGGACUCAGCGGACAUUAGAUUCAUGGCUUAUGUAA
Molecule: messenger RNA, 1320 nt
Organism: Aspergillus ruber CBS 135680
Lineage: Eukaryota; Fungi; Ascomycota; Eurotiomycetes; Eurotiales; Aspergillaceae
Product: transposase
Exons: 1
Cellular component (GO): nucleus
Molecular function (GO): DNA binding
Source: RefSeq, a predicted model, not a curated record